Messenger RNA from Harpegnathos saltator (Jerdon's jumping ant), 3255 nucleotides. Its product is annotated as Fanconi anemia group J protein homolog. Bases 167 to 3160 code for a protein of 997 amino acids. Gene Ontology annotation, cellular component: nucleus. The record is from RefSeq and is a predicted model, not a curated record. NCBI's taxonomy places the organism in Eukaryota, Metazoa, Arthropoda, Insecta, Hymenoptera, Formicidae. Gene Ontology annotation, biological process: double-strand break repair involved in meiotic recombination; nucleotide-excision repair. The transcript is spliced from 16 exons. Gene Ontology annotation, molecular function: DNA helicase activity; DNA binding; ATP binding.
UACUUAGUUUUAACAACUGGUAGCGAGACUUUCUGACAAGAAAGAAACUUUCGCGCGAUGGAUUGAUGUGUAGUGAUUCAUUGCAAGCAGUAGUGAAAAAUUGUUAUCAUUACUUAUCCGAGUGCGGUAUUAUUUUAUCGUGUAGAGAAGAUAAAAGUGUCAACUGAUGAUUGUGAUUUGCGUUAUUAUUGCUAUUAUAGGAUCGUUUAUUUACACGUUGAUUAAAAUUAGCAUCAACGAGUGGCUAGUAGAUUCAAGCAUGAAGCGGUUAUCUUUGAAGAGAAGUCGUUAUGAAUAUGAAACAAGUCAAGAGAUAGAGAUAUCGGAUGAUGACAGUUUUGAUGCAUCUAGUUUAAGAAAAAAUACAGAAUAUAAUGCAUGUACAAGCAAACUGGAUUAUAACACAAUUAAUGUCCCAAAUAGCUUGACAGAUAUUUCAAAUUACGAACCUAACAUUCAUAUAUCUGGUUCAAACUUUGUACAUGAUGUGUCAAAUAAUUCAAGCAUUGACGAUGAUGUUCAUGUCAUAGAAGAAAUUCCUACUACUUCUGAUGGGAAAUCAUCAAUGUUUAAUUGGAAUAAAAAUAUGAGAGGCAUGCCACAAUAUGAAAACGCUUCUAAAAGCAAUACCUUGUUUGAUUCAAGAUUCAUAAAAAAGAUGCCUAUGGAAUCAUGUAAUAAAAAACAACAUUUGACAUCAUGUAAUAAAUCAUGUAAUAAAAAACAACAAGUAACAAGUAACUUAACUGACUCAAAUGAUGAAUAUGAUUGGAACAAUACAAAGAGAGAAGAUUCACCACCUAAAGUCACAAUACAUUAUGAUGAAAUGAUCGCUGGUGUCAAAGUUAAAUUUCCAAUCAAGCCAUAUCUGUGUCAAAAAGCUGUAAUGAAUAACCUUAUCAGAGGAUGCAUUAAGGAGGAGAAUUGUCUUAUAGAAAGUCCAACUGGUAGUGGCAAGACCUUGGCACUUCUUUGUGGAUCUUUAGCAUGGCAAGAGCAGUAUAGUGAGAAUAUUCUCAAGGAGAUUCUCAAGGAGGGGGAAAAGCAGAAGCAGAACGCAAUGGAUUCGGAGAACUUGUGGUGCGCUGAAAACGACGCUUCUUGCACUUUACCCGUUAACACAGACGACAAAGCUUGCGAUAGAACACUGGUCAAAAGAAAUACUCGACUGCCGAGAAUAUUCUACGGCACGCGGACACACAGGCAAGUCGAGCAAGUAGUCAGAGAAUUGAAAAAGACCGCGUACAAGGAUAAAAGGAUGACCAUAUUGAGUAGCCGGGAGCACACGUGUAUUCAAGAUACGAACAGGAACAAGACCGAGCUCUGUAACGAGCUGCUCGAUCCUAAAAAGCUCACCAAAUGUAAAUAUUACAACGAACGAAAUAAAAAAGAGAUAGCGUCGUUUGAGGCAGUGGAAGAUCACGGAUUGAAGACUCCUUGGGACAUUGAAGAUUUCGUCGGGUUGGGCAAGCAGGUCGGAGCCUGCCCGUAUUUCGCAGCCAGAUCUUUGAUGGCUGAUGCGGAAAUCAUCAUGUGUCCCUACAAUUAUCUAAUCGACCCGAAUAUCCGCGAGAGCAUGCAGAUCAACCUGAAAAAUGACAUUGUGAUACUCGACGAGGCUCACAAUAUCGAGGAUUUUUGUCGGGAAGCCGCCAGUGUGGACAUAAAAGAUGUCAAUCUCAUCAGUGCUUCCAAGGAGUGUGAGAAACUCUCACAUUUACGCAAUGUUAAUAAAUAUAUGUACAUCACUAUACAUUCGUAUCUCCAGGACCUUGUAAAUUUCCUCCAAAAUGUCGACGUUAAGGAAGUUUCGAAUGACAACCAGCAAGGAAUGGUCAGUGAACAAUGGCUCGGCAUGGAUUUCCUCAUAUUGCUCGACGUCGACAAGAUCGGACGUUCCAGAUUCCCCAAUUUUUCCGCCGCUAGUAAGGCAGCCAUUGAGGACUUCAACGACAUAACGGAAAGGCUUUCCGAAAGAUCCAUACCCACCAUUUCACUCGAGACUAAAAUAGUCCUCGAAUUGCUCUGUUUCGUCAUGGAAAAGAUGACAUCGGAUAUAUUCGUUAACGACUACAGAGCUUAUGUUGUGGAGGCAGAAGAGUUUAAGACGACAAAUACAAAAGCGCAAGAAGACACUUGGAUCUCGAGAAACAAGCGUGAACGAGUGCGAACGUUGAAACUGGUAUGCAUGAAUCCUGCGGUGGUUUUCGAGCCGUUAUCCCGCAUCACCCGCUCGGUGAUACUCGCUUCGGGCACAUUAGCACCGACUUCGUCGUUCGAAAGCGAACUUGGAACACGAUUCCCGCACAAGCUCCACGCCAAUCAUAUCAUACCAAGAGAACAAGUGUACGUGAGAUGCAUACCACGAGGACCGAAUGGUGAAUCUUUGCUGGCCAACUACAAGAACGUCAACUCGUGGUCUUUUCAGGAUGAGCUUGGUAAACUGAUUGUUCAAGUGUGCGACGCAAUACCGUAUGGUGUAUUGUGCUUUUUCUCAUCUUAUUCUGCAAUGAAUAAGAUUCACAUGAGAUGGAAGGAUAUCGGUAUUUGGGCUAAACUCGCGGAACUGAAGGAGAUUUUCGUAGAGCCGAAGGAAAACAGAGAACUACCCGAGAUUAUGAGAGAAUACAGAGAAGUAAUUAAAGAAUCGUCAUCGAAAUCCUUCCGGGAAAGAUCCGGAGCUAUUUUGUUUGCAGUCUUCAGAGGCAAAGUGGCAGAAGGAAUUGAUUUCAGCGACAAUGAAGCACGAUGCGUAUUAACAGUCGGCAUACCGUUCACCAGCAUAAAAAACGUAGCUGUGGCCAUGAAGAAAGAUUACAAUGAUUCAAAUAUGUCUAAGGGAUUGCUAUCCGGCUCAGAGUGGUAUACUAUUAACGCGUUCAGGGCGUUAAAUCAAGCACUUGGUCGUUGCAUCAGGCAUAUAAACGAUUGGGGAGCAGUAUUGUUGGUUGAUGAGAGAUUUUUACAAAGACCAAAAAACGCGGACUAUCUGCCAAAAUGGAUUAAAGAAAUGCAAAAUAAAUGUAAUAUAAAGGAUAAUCUAAAAGUAGAACUCGAAAACUUUGUAGCAAGACAAGUGGCACGUGAAAAAGGAAGAAGAUAUCUUGAAGAAAAAGCAAGACUUGUACCAAAUUUCACGCAAGAUUUAUACAAAACAUAAGUCUGUAGGACUUUUUAAAUUAAAAAGUUAAUUAAGUUGUUUUAUUAAAAGGAAUUAAAGUGACAUAAUAAUUAACAAUAUACACUCAAUGUGAU